This is a messenger RNA of Ambispora leptoticha, 340 nucleotides long. Lineage: Eukaryota; Fungi; Glomeromycota; Glomeromycetes; Archaeosporales; Ambisporaceae. The record is from the annotation of a GenBank genome assembly.
UUACGCUAUUCGCUUAAAAAAAGGUGCUGAAAUAAUCCAAAGUUUAGAAGAAUUUGCCCGACAACACGAAAGCGAAAUUGGUUUUGCUGAGUUCUCCAUGAUUGGCUCAGUAGAAGAAGUUAAAUUAUUUUUUUCACUAGGUUAUGGAAAAGGAGAAGGAGGUUAUCACCCUGUAUUACUACCUGCACCUAGCAAAGCAAAAACUUUAAAAACUUCUCCUGGAAAAAUGGAACUAUUGCCAACAAAUUAUGAGAAUCUUCAAGUUUUUGGCGGGCACUUAAAAGAAGCCACAGUCGCCCUUACCACUGAAAUAGUGCUCAGAAUUCUAAGCAAGGAAAAG